This is a messenger RNA of Sarcophilus harrisii (Tasmanian devil), 4241 nucleotides long. RefSeq names its product glycine receptor beta (gene GLRB). Gene Ontology annotation, biological process: regulation of membrane potential; nervous system process; chloride transmembrane transport. Gene Ontology annotation, cellular component: neuron projection; synapse; postsynaptic membrane. Lineage: Eukaryota; Metazoa; Chordata; Mammalia; Dasyuromorphia; Dasyuridae. The transcript is spliced from 10 exons. The record is from RefSeq and is a predicted model, not a curated record. Gene Ontology annotation, molecular function: neurotransmitter receptor activity; transmembrane signaling receptor activity; extracellularly glycine-gated chloride channel activity. The coding region runs from base 383 to 1888 and encodes 501 amino acids.
AGGAUAGGGAAGCCCUGGGUCUGAGCCUCCUCAUCCCCUCCCCCGCCCCAUGCCUGCAUCCUAGCUUUGCUCCCCGGACUGCAGUUUCGGGAUGCCCGCAGCGGGGUCCUGACCGCUCCGGAGGACGCCCGGGCUGCUGGGCGCUCUCUCUACGGCGCAGGCUCCGCUGCUUGGAGCAGGCGCGUCAGCCGCAGCUGGGCUCGGGCCAUCAGGGGGAGAACUGUCCCCUUGGCUAGGCUCGCAGCCCAGCGCGGUUCCCCCGGCUGCAGCCGCCUCCGCCUCCGCCAGUGCACUGGCCCCAGCGCUUGCUUCCCGCUUCCCGCUUCCCGCUUCCCGCUCGGUGGGCUGGCUUGGGCUAGGGGCGCCUUCUGGAUCAUUCUGGAUGUUAUUCAAGAUGAAGUUCUUUUGGGGGAUUCUCUUUCUUGUCUUAUUCUCCUUCUGGGUUGAAGAAGCCUAUUCUAAAGAGAAGUCUUCCAAGAAAGGGAAGGGGAAAAAGAAGCAAUAUCUGUGCCCAUCGCAGCAGUCUGCUGAAGAUCUUGCCAGAGUACCAGCUAAUUCCACAAGCAAUAUCUUGAAUAGACUAUUAGUCAGUUAUGAUCCCAGGAUCAGACCAAAUUUCAAAGGUAUUCCAGUUGAUGUGGUGGUCAAUAUUUUUAUCAACAGCUUUGGCUCUAUACAAGAAACAACAAUGGACUAUAGGGUUAACAUCUUUCUGAGGCAGAAAUGGAAUGAUCCUCGGCUGAAGCUUCCAAAUGAUUUUAGGGGCUCAGAUGCACUGACAGUGGAUCCCACCAUGUUCAAGUGUCUAUGGAAACCUGACCUAUUUUUUGCCAAUGAAAAAAGUGCUAAUUUUCAUGAUGUUACACAGGAAAAUAUCCUCCUCUUUAUUUUUCGUGAUGGAGAUGUCUUAGUUAGUAUGAGAUUAUCUAUUACUCUCUCCUGCCCUUUGGACUUGACCUUAUUUCCUAUGGAUACACAACGUUGCAAGAUGCAACUGGAAAGCUUUGGUUAUACAACGGAUGAUCUGAGAUUUAUCUGGCAGUCAGGAGAUCCUGUCCAAUUAGAGAAAAUAGCUUUGCCACAGUUUGAUAUUAAAAAGGAAGAUAUUGAAUAUGGUAACUGUACCAAAUACUAUAAAGGCACUGGCUAUUACACAUGUGUAGAAGUAAUCUUUACACUGAGAAGACAAGUGGGAUUUUACAUGAUGGGUGUAUAUGCCCCUACUCUGCUCAUCGUGGUCCUUUCUUGGCUAUCAUUUUGGAUCAAUCCUGAUGCAAGUGCUGCAAGAGUACCAUUGGGUAUCUUCUCAGUCCUCAGCUUGGCAUCUGAAUGUACCACACUUGCUGCUGAACUUCCUAAAGUAUCCUAUGUGAAAGCCCUUGAUGUCUGGCUCAUUGCUUGCCUUCUCUUUGGGUUUGCCUCCCUGGUAGAAUAUGCUGUAGUUCAGGUGAUGUUAAACAAUCCCAAACGAAUUGAAGCAGAGAAAGCCAGGAUUGCCAAGGCAGAGCAAGCAGAAGGGAAAGGUGGAAAUGCAGCUAAGAAGAACACAGUCAAUGGUACUGGGACCCCUGUUCACAUUAGCACUUUACAGGUUGGUGAGACUAGAUGCAAAAAAGUCUGUACUUCCAAGUCUGACCUGAGAUCAAAUGACUUCAGCAUUGUUGGCAGUUUACCUAGAGAUUUUGAAUUAUCCAACUAUGACUGUUAUGGAAAACCCAUUGAAGUCAACAAUGGGUUGGGGAAAUCCCAGGCAAAGAACAACAAGAAACCUCCUCCUGCCAAACCAGUUAUUCCAACAGCAGCAAAGAGAAUUGAUCUUUAUGCCAGGGCAUUGUUUCCUUUCUGUUUCUUGUUCUUCAAUGUUAUAUAUUGGUCAAUAUAUUUAUGAUGUAUUUUUGGUCCAUUUGUGUAAAAUGUAAGAAGACCAUUUCAUCAUUCUUCUUCUCAAUCACAAAGGCCAGUUGUAAAUUCAUUUGCAUUUUUGAAGCAAUAUAUUGCAUUUUGAUGCCAUGCAAUUGUAAUGAAAAUACAGCUUCUUAAUUUUGAAUGAAAGCAUGACACUAAGGUCUGUGCUCUGACCAGUUAAUGUGUAUAUAUGUACAGCAUACAUCCUGCUCUAAGAAUAUAUGAAAAAUAACUCACACUACAUCACUGAUCAAAUUUAAGUAACUCUCAACUGUUUGUAUGAACAUGAAAACAUUUCAGAUGAUCUAAACAAUGAGAAACUGAUGUGCACGCUCUCUGAAUAAUGUCAGUAUUCUAGUAUAUGUAGUAUUUCAAUGCUCCUUCCUUUUAACUUUCAGAUAAAGCCAUUUUGUUCUUAUGUAAUUUUCUAUGAUACUAUUGAAGAGUAAGCUAAAUUGUAAUUCACUUGAUUUAACUUUGUAAAUUGAAAAAAAUAUAUUAGUUAUUCUAGUCUGUAAAGAAAUAAAGUCCAGAGAGUUGCUAAUUUUAUAGAGAUGUCAUUUAAAAGGUGCCAUAAUAUAAAGGGAAGCUUGGAGUAGUGUGGGAGUAUAUGAAAAUGUAUCAUGCCCUGUUUUUUGAUGAAGUAAGAAAGAACAUAUUAGGAAAGGCAAAUGGCAAAACACUUUAGGUGGUAAAAUCUCAUUAAAGGGAUUUUUUAAAAAUGGGAUAGCACAUUGAUGUUGAAUAGGAUUGGAACUGAAGUGAUACUGAGGGCACAAUACCAUAGUGCCUUCAAGAAGAAAUAGGUUUUCUUUGGAAUAUAGAAACAAUAUAUAGGUGAUUCCUCAAAGAAGCAAAAAUGUCCCAUAGCUAGAAAUACUUUGGUAUAUAAAAGAUCUGUAAUUACUAAAGGAUCUUAGGUUAUCAAUUUUAAUAGUUUUUAAAAUGAUUAUGCACAUGACAUAUGUAAUUGUGCAGAUGUGAUUUUUUUUUGCUUCCCAUUUGUCUUUUGUGAUUUGUUGUAAGACAUUAAUCACUAUUAUACCAUUUAUAUUUUCUUAAUCAGUUUACUUACAAGAUAAAAACUAUAUUAGAACUUUGGUGCUCUUUUAAACGAAUUUAUUUUUCUCCUCACCUUGCUCUCUAGUUAAAAUUUACCAACUUUAACCCUUCCAACUUAAAAAAAGUAAUUUCAAAUUUGAUUAUGCUUCUGCUUAUUUGGUAUUAUUUCCAAAGAUGUUUAUAUUUUGUCUUAGAAUUUUAGCAUUGAAAUUCAAAGAUAUUGGUAAUUCAUAUUGGAUAAAUAUUAACAAACAUCCCCAUAACAAAAAACGAAUCUGUAUUAGUUUAAGUGAUUCUUUUACAAGUGUUAGUGGAAAUGAAUGUUACCACUAUGUAUUUGUUCUGAUUGCUAUUUUUGACAUACUGGUAUCAAAUCUGUUGGGAUUUUUAAAAGAUACUCUUCAGAAGUCAUUAAAAUUUUCUAAAUUGGGAAAGACACUAAGCACAUGGUAGCCUGUCAGCACCCUUAAAUUGCAAAAUUAUUUCUGUGUUGGAACAAUUUACUAUGUUAUGGCUACAUAUGAAUGGCAAAGUGUGUAAGGGAUUAGAUAAAAUAGUUUCUUAAAUAAUAAAAGAAAGUGUAGGCAUUGUAUUAAUAGAUCCAAACAAUUAUGAGGAAACUAACACAAAAUCGCAGCAUUUGCAGUAAUCACAAAGCCCUAAUGAGUACAACUACAUCUAUUUGAUGGGUUGUGUACAAAAUUACCUCCAUUUUUUAAAAAUCAUUUGAUCCUUUUAGAACUUACUUGUGCAUUCAUAGUGCUGUUAAAUUCCAUUUAUAUUGAAUGUUUUUGAUCAUGUCAAGUGUAAGAAAUUAGGCCUUAAAAUGGAAAUGUACUAUAAAGGCAGGUUUUCUCAAUUUAUGGUACCUCUUAUCUGUAGUAAUCUGUGUAAAUUAAUGUCUGCUGUGUAAUAAUAUUAUUGUGAGAUAUUUUGCAAAAUAAAAAAAUCCUAAUAAUCAUUAUAUAUUAGUGCUUAUCCUUAUUGUGUCUUUAUUGUACCGUGAAGAACCAAUACUGGGUAGUAUUCAUAGCAAUUUCCAUGCCAUCAGUAACUAUUUAUAAUUAUGUUCUUUAGGAUAGUUUUUUUAUGUAAUCUGCCUUAAUCAGAGGUAUGGAUAGAUUGGAAUGUUUGCAGAGAUUGCUCCUUUCUGUGAAAUGUGAAACUUGUGAUUUCACACCUGUUUAUGGAACUAUAAAUACACUUUCAUUUAUGAAUGUCAGAAAUCAAAAAAAAACUCUUAAGGCAUGUACAGCUUUGUAAAUAGAAGCAAA